Molecule: messenger RNA, 266 nt
Organism: Striga hermonthica
Lineage: Eukaryota; Viridiplantae; Streptophyta; Magnoliopsida; Lamiales; Orobanchaceae
Source: the annotation of a GenBank genome assembly
UCCAUCAUCUCCCUCAAGCUUUACACAUUUCACGUACGAGGACAUGUUCACGUCCGCCAUGAAAGCUGCUGAAGUUUCUUUGUUCGUCCGCCACCACGCCACUACCCAGCCACCGGAGACCACUUUCAGAUCGACGUCUCCAUCAUCCACUAGAGAAGCCGGUUGGACGUCAAAUUCGCGCCGGAGAGAUGAGCUGCCGGAAGCUGCUGCUACACCUUCAUCCACGCGGGUGGCCGGAGUUGCCGAAUCACUACCGGAACUGCCAU